CGAGGCCAUUUGACAAAUGAUUAUUGUUUCCUUUGAAGAAAUUCUCGAGUAGAUUGAAGAUAGGUGACGAUGAUAAGAGAAACAAUUAUUAUUCAUUCGUAUUUCCUAGUUCUGAGUUUUGUCGCCCAUUAUUUUUCACCUAGUUAAAAUACAUAAAUCGGUGACCAUUUUAAUGACUUGUGUCAUGUGAAUCGGGUGUACAUUUUUCAUUGUACAUAAGUUCGUUAGAGUACAGAGUAGCAAUCGGAUAACUGUUAUCCAGUACACAAUGCUUAAAUCUACUCGUUAGAUUUAUAAAGAAAGAGAAUCCAUUAAAAUAACUAUGUCAGAACACGAGGAUCGUCAGAGUGUACCUGCCAACAUACGCUACUCUAGGGGUUUCUCAUUUUUACGUUUACAACUGCCAACAUCCAAUGAGUUUAGUGAUUUAAGACGGCCACAAAGAUCCCAUAGUCAAGGCUUUCUCACUGGUUUGUCCAAUCGUUUACCGUCGUUUUCUAUAACUGGUCCAUUAUACGAUGAUAGUCAAUUACCAUCUAGUAAUACAAGCAAACGAUUCAGCUUUGCAAAUUUCAGAAAAUUUUCAUCGGCGAACUUGCAUCCUAGCGAUUCAAUGGUGUCGUUAUGCUACAGAGCUUUGCACAAUUAUAUCUCGGAAAACAAUCUAGAAGGUCUUCAAGGAUUUCUCGAAAACCGCCGUGUUCUUGUUGAUGAUCGCGAUGAUAAUGGUGCUACUGCUCUUCAUUAUGCUGCGAGUAAAGGGAAAUUACAAUUUGUACGAGAGUUAAUUAAUCAUGGAUCAGACGUUAAUAUUGAGGAUAACGAUAAUUGGACUGCAUUAAUAUGUGCAGCUAAAGAAGGACAUACCGAUAUAUGUACAGAACUAUUAAGUCAUGGAGCCGAUAUCGAGCACAGAGAUAUGGGUGGAUGGACUUCACUUAUAUGGUGUAGUUAUUGUGGACACACAAAUUUGGCCAAUGUUUUACUGGACAGAGGAGCUGACAUAAAUGCUCAUGGAAAUUUUCACAUUACAGCCCUUGUGUGGGCUGCUGGUAGAGGACAUACCGAAUUAGCUUGCAAUUUAAUAGCACGCGGAGCUAAGGUCAACGUAGGCGAUAAGUAUGGAACAACUGCAUUGGUCUGGGCAAGUCGAAAAGGUGAUAUCGAACUUGUUGACGCCUUAUUGAGAGCUGGAGCCAACGUUGAUACUGCUGGAAUGUAUUCAUGGACUGCAUUAUUAGUAUCAGCUAUGGGCAACCAUACUGAAGUCGUGAAUCUUCUCCUUGAGCGAAAACCUAAUGUUAAUGCCUUAGAUCAAGACGGUUGCACAGCUUUGACAAUUGCUUGUAAAGAAGGUUAUUACGACAUUGCCAAUUCCCUUUUAAACUCUGGAGCUUAUAUUAAUAUACAGGAUCGUAGUUCGGACACUAAUUUAAUACACGCAGUCAAAGGAGGUCAUCGAAAUAUUGUUGAAGCUCUUUUAAAAAAGUAUGCGGAUGUCGAUGUUAUGGGAAAAGAACGCAAAACAGCUUUGUAUAUAGCUGUUGAAAAGGGAAAUACAGCAAUAAUAAAGUUAUUACUUGGUGCCAAUCCAGAUUUAGAAAUUUCUACAAAAGAUGGUGAUACACCACUGAUGCGAGCCGUCAGGAACCGCAAUGCUGAAGCUGUUCAACUUUUAAUUGAGAAACGUGCUCGAGUAUCGGCAACUGACAAACGUGGUGAUACUGCACUACAUAUUGCAAUGAGAGCAAGAGCCAGAGGAAUUGUAGAAAUUUUACUCCGCAAUCCAAAAAAUAGUCAACUACUGUACAGGCCGAACAGAGCUGGCGAAACACCUUAUAAUAUGGAUGUAAAUGCCCAAAAGCCUAUACUUAGUCAGAUUUUUGGCUCACGAAGACUAAACACUAACGAAGACAAUGAGAAUUUAUUAGGCUAUGAUCUCUACAGCAGUGCAUUGGCAGAUAUGCUAAGCGAACCUACUUUAUCAAUGCCAAUUACUGUUGGACUGUAUGCUAAAUGGGGUAGUGGCAAAUCAUUUUUACUAAACAAAUUAAGAGAGGAAAUGAAAAACUUUGCUCAUCAAUGGACGGAUCCAUUUUUUCAGUUUCCGUGGUUAAUAUUAGGCGUUGUUCUUCAUUUUAGCUUUAUUACUGGUACUGCAGUUGUGGUUUUAACAUCGUCUACACUAUUGGCAAUUGUCGCAACGUUAACUUUAUUAGGUGCUGUUUUUGUUUUUCUGGUUAUAAUCUACUACUGCAGUCACAGGUUAGACUGGGCGUAUAAUUCAAUUAAUUAUCUAACACAACAAGUAAACACUACUCGAAUUAUACUACAGAUAAUAUUUUGUCAUCCACCUGGCUCAAGCUGGGGUACAUCGGUUACAGCACAGCCAAUAAGAUUUUAUUUCACUGACCAAACUAGAGUAAGUAGCACAACACCUGGGGAAAGUACAAUCGUUCAAAUGAUUGGAUCACUGUAUGAUUCAAUUGAAAAAGAUUUUGGAUCAAUAUCUACUCGUUUAUAUCGAGCGUUUCGUCCCAAACCUGUUAAACCGACUUCACCUUGGAAAUGGCGCAAAUUAUGUUGUAUGCCGAAUAUAAUAUUAUUUGAGAUGUGUUUUAUGUGUGCAUUAUUAGCAGUACUUGUUGUUGCCAUUCAUUAUGGACAACUUUCUUUUGAUGAUGGAAAUAAUUCGUUUGACCAGGCAAUUGGUAAUGUUAUACUGUUUGGUUGUGGAAUAUUUAUUUUAUUUCUCUUCAUAGGCAAUUUGUAUACGUUCAGUCAGUUAUUACAGUCGUUAGUAUUUUCACAACGCAAACAACUAAGAAGAACUACUUCAAAAUUAGACACUUUAAAAUCUGAAGGAUUUAUUCAAGCUCUAAGGACCGAAGUAAAUUUGAUGACUGAAAUGGUGAGAUGUUUGGAUGCCUUUACUCAACAACAGACUAGAUUGGUAAUAAUCAUCGACGGUCUUGAUUCAUGCGAACAAGAUAAGAUAUUGCUUUUAUUAGAUGCUGUACGAAUGUUAUUUUCUGAACAAAAUACACCUUUUAUCGUAGUCCUAGCAAUCGAUCCUCAUGCUAUUUCUCAGGUAAUUGAACUUAACAGUCGACGGCUAUUGAGCGAUGUGAAUUUCUCUGGACACGAUUAUCUACGAAAUAUGGUACAUUUGCCAUUCUUUCUUCAAAACUCUGGUUUACGAAAAGUGAAAUUGGCUCAAAAAUCGUCUCAGUCACACCGAAAGAGCGUUACGAACCAAAUGGAUGACUGUGGAUUAGUGCAUUCGGCUUCAACACGAAGAUUAUCUAGCGAGUCUACAGCACUAAAGCCCUCUAUGGGGUCGUCUACCGGACUCAGUAGAAGCAAAGGUAACAUAAAUUCUACAAGAAGCAAAUUAAAAUCUAGCGAAAGCAUUGCCAGCAGUAUAGCGAGCAACAUACAUAGAUUGGGUGGACCACAGGAUCUUUCAAAAAUACUAUUGACCGAUGAUUAUUUUAGCGAUGUGAAUCCCAGAAGUAUGAGACGAUUAAUGAAUAUAGUUUAUAUAACAGGACGUCUAUUGAAAGCGUUUCAUUUAGAAUUUAAUUGGUACCAUUUAGCCAGCUGGAUAAAUAUAACUGAACAGUGGCCUUAUAGAAUUUCUUGGAUGAUAAUAUUUCAUGACACCAACGAAGACACUAUCGACGAUUCCAUGUCAUUAAAAACAUUAUAUGAGAAAGUAAGACGUCAAAUACAAUUUUCAAAAGACGUGGACACUUUAAUUGAAAUGGAUAAAGACGAAAAAAAAUUUGAAAUAUUCUUAACAUUUCACCGAAACACGUUGUUAGUUAGUGACUUACGGAUAUUUUUGCCAUUCACCAUUAACUUGGAUCCAUAUUUAAGAAAAAUAAUUAAAGACGAAAUGCAAAAUUUUGAUGAGUCUUCACUCCUUAGUGGGAUUUGUAGACCUAAUAUAACACAAAAUGAUUUCCAAUCCCGUAGAAUAAAUAAUCAACUGAUUAGGAAACAAAAAUCUGGAGCUAGGUCUGCCAGUCAACCGGAUAAUACUUCACAACAAACUAGUAUGAUGUUAAACGAACAAUAUUCAUCAUUUUGGAACCAAUCAAUGCCCAAUCGAUGGCCUUCGACUUUUGAAGAAUUACCGAGUCAUCAAAAUUUACCACCUUCUUCUUUAUCUGAUGAGUUAACUAACGUUAAACUAUCGUCGUCUAGUGUGGACGAUAUGUGUAAGUUGUUAACUAGGAUUAAAGACUUGCAAGAAUCAAACAUUCCAAAGUAUAUGCAAAUAAUAAAAGACAAUAAUCUUACGGGUUGUGUACUUUUACAUUGCAAGUUGGACGAUUUAAAAAAUGUGUUGAAAAUGAAUUUUGGCGAUUGGGAAUUGUUUCGUAUUGUUCUAAUGGCCUUACGCGAAAAAGAAUAUUUUAUUAACAAUGAUAUUACUUACAAUACUAGUUUCAAACAUGCAAGAUCGAACAGUUCAAAAUCUCAAAUACUCGAUAGAAGAGGUUCUGCCCAUAACAAUAGUUGUACUCAAGCUACAGCCAUGAAUGAAAAAGAUAGUAAAACCGCUAAGGUUUCAUCGGUCGAAAAGCAAGUGACUCUGGAAGAGCAAAUGAUUUGUGGUGCAUUACAAACUCUUAAUGAAGAAGCGUGUGAAGACGUUUUGGAAGAAUCCGAAGAACAGGGUACGAUUGCAACGGCUACUUAUUUGCAAGUACCUCAUCAGCCAAUCGACAUAAUUACAGGUGAUGGGUCAGUAUGCAGUACGACUUCAAGCACAGAUAAUGGAGGGGACAUUGAUGCAUUUUUACUUCAAAGUUCGCCCCAUCAUGGCGUCAUUCAGUAUCCGGGACUGCAAUACGAUGGAAUUUGUUCAGCUCCAACUAAUUCAUUGAAUAAUACGCCAAUCCUAUCAAGAAAAAGUCUUGCCGAAUACAAAGCUUGUGUCAUAACUACGGCAAAUGAAAAAAAUGGGAAACCGUUUUCACUAAAAUCCAUCAAAAGACCAGCAUCGCUAGUUAUGAAUAGGUUAGACGAUACGGAGGGUGUACUGGAAAUAAAAAACCCAACCCAAGUGCGUUUUAGUCCUGCCGAAGAUAAACAACAUAAAACUAGCAGUGUAAUAAAGCAAGGUAUUGCGGGAUCAGUCGGUAUGUUGAGUUGUUUAGUGGCCAGCACUAGUUGGAUACAACCUCCGGCUGUGACAAUUUCCCCGGUUUGUAGCCAUGAAAAACUGCCAACAAGUUCUUCACAAGAAAUUAACACUUCUGCAGUGUGUGCAGCUGGAAGUAGCGAUGACGAAAGCACUCCUUUAGUGUCGGAUAUGUCUUCCCCGCAGUCUGAUCAUGUACAAUCAAACACAGAUAGAUCCGAUAAAGUGUAUACAUUCAAUGGCAUGUUUUACAAGGAAAACUCGCAACAUUCAUUGACGUCUCAGUUGUCGUCAAAAAGUACAGAGUCUUUACAGUUAAGAUCUGAAGGAGGUGGAUGUUCUUUCGACGAGAACGUAGAUUAUCCACGUAACGCCAAUGUUCUUCAAUCGGUGUCCAGACGAGUAUCAGUCGACAGUAAUGAUAGCAGUGUAGGUCAUUCGUACGAAUGGACUGAUCCCGAGACUAUGGUGUAACAUUUGUGUCUUGUGUUUUUUACCAGUAAAUCUUUUAACUUUUUAACCGUAGUAAAGAUAUCGUACAUAGUAUUUUAUAUUUUGUCUACACGACAAAUACUGUUCUUAAACCAACUAUAAUUUUUGUUAUAAACAAAAAGUUGUUUAUUUUAAGUGUAAGUUUAAGAGUUUAGCUUUUACGUAACAUACGCCUUUGUGAUACUAACUUCUUACCUUUAACAUUUAUUCACUUAGUUAUUCCUACGCAAUAUUAUCCUUAUAACUAUUUUACCAUUGUAUUCCCACCUUUUUUUUUGCUUUGUAGUUUUACUUAUUUGAUGUACUUAAAAGUGUACGUAGUUUUUUUUUUAAAAACAUGCAAAUUAUAUUAUGUAGUUAUUAUAAAUAAGGUCAGUCACAUAUAUUAAUUAGAUAAUACCUAUAUUAUUCUCUAUUAUCGGAAAUUCAAUUUAUCAAUAAAUGGAGAGGCUCACAGUUGGGGAACUUUUCUGUCCUAUUAGUAUGUUUUUCAUACACUGUAAUAUUAUUUCUCGUAAGCAAUGUUUUUGUUAUGAAAAAAGUGUGUCAAAAAUUGUUUGAUAUGUACAUCUUUUCUAAAAAAAACAUUCCCUCUUCCAUAUUGAAAUCUUCCGUCCGUUUGCUUCUAGCAGUAUUGUAUUUUUCUUUUACUUAUUACUUAUAAUAUAUAACCCCAAAUUUUGUACGCCCGCUGAAAACUAUAAAAAAAACUUUUUUGGUUGUACUAUUUUUUUUUUUUUACAAAUGCCGAUAAUGACUUUUUUUGUCAACUCUAUGUAUACUGGGAUAGAUUAUUAAAACAAAUUGUGAUACGAAACUACAUAAGAGCCAUUAUUAGGAACUUAUUUUUUAACUUAUUUUGUUGAAGUCAUAGAAUAAAAUUAUAUUACUUCUUCGAUUUUAACUAUGUGAAGCAAUAAAUU
Adelges cooleyi (spruce gall adelgid) is the source of this 6570-nucleotide messenger RNA. RefSeq names its product kinase D-interacting substrate of 220 kDa B (gene Arms). The record is from RefSeq and is a predicted model, not a curated record. Gene Ontology annotation, molecular function: protein binding. The transcript is spliced from 31 exons. The coding region runs from base 323 to 5629 and encodes 1768 amino acids. NCBI's taxonomy places the organism in Eukaryota, Metazoa, Arthropoda, Insecta, Hemiptera, Adelgidae.